AUGUCCAAUACAUACAUCCCACAUGCCGGCCAAGCGAGAGACGGCUGGUCCACGGAGGACCGGGCCACGGCCACUUGCUAUUGUGGAAAGGUACAGCUCUCCUUUCCGGUCAAUAAAGGCAACGGACUUGUCAACACAUUUGUCUGCAAUUGCGUCGACUGUCGCAAGAUUACAGCGUCCAUGUUCGCCAGCAACUUUGUCGUUGAGAACUCACAUCUCGAGCACGUACGUGGGAAGGAUUUACUCCAAACAUACAGUCAGAACGAGACUAUAGGGUCGGGGAAGGCCAUGACCAACUACUUCUGUAGUAAUUGCGGCACCCUCAUGUACCGUGUUGGGGAGCGUUUUCCUGACGUCAGCAUCUUACGCAUCGGUACUGUUGAUGACUUUUCCCUGCACGAAACGAAACUCCGACCGGUGGAAGAACACUUUACCAAAGACCGUGUCUCCUGGUUCACGGGUGUCACGGAUGUGGAGAAAUCGUUUCCUGGUCAGGGUUGA
Fusarium poae is the source of this 501-nucleotide messenger RNA. RefSeq lists its product as uncharacterized. Bases 1 to 501 code for a protein of 166 amino acids. The record is from RefSeq and is a predicted model, not a curated record. The transcript has 2 exons. Lineage: Eukaryota; Fungi; Ascomycota; Sordariomycetes; Hypocreales; Nectriaceae. Gene Ontology annotation, molecular function: carbon-sulfur lyase activity.